AUAAAUUUUAUGCAAAUUUUUAAGAAUUCUAAAUUCUUCUUUGGAACACUAAAAGCUCAUACAUUACCAGCUCUUAAGUAUGGAUAUAAUGAUCUUGAACCAGUAUUGAGUGCAACACUACUUGAAUUUCAUCAUUCUAAACAUCAUUAAGCUUAUAUCAAUAAUCUUAAUGCUGCUUAAGAAUAAUUGGAAGAUGCUUUGACAAAGAAUGAUGUUUAGAGAAUUGCUAAUCUUUAAGGCAUCAUUAAAUUCAAUUUAGGAGGUCAUUUAAAUCACAGUUUGUUUUGGGAAAACUUGUAAGAAUAUUAAACUUAUAAUGAAGGACUCCAAUUAAAAAUGGUGGAGGACAAUUACCUGAUGCAAACAGUGCUCUAGUAUAAGAAAUCAAUAACAAUUGGGGAAGUGUUGAAAACUUCAAGACUUUCUUCAAUACUAGAACAGCUGCUAUUUAAGGAAGCGGAUGGGGAUUCUUAGGAGUUGAUUAAUAAUCAAAAAAGUUAAGAUAUUUGGAAUUACCCAAUCAAGAAAUUCCAUAAAACUAUGGUCUUACACCAAUCUUAAGUAAUAAUUUAAAAAUAGAUAUCAUUAGCUAUUGAUGUAUGGGAACAUGCAUAUUGGUGGGAUUACAAGAAUGUUAGACCAAAUUUCUUGACAAAUGUUUGGAAAAUCGUUAAUUGGAAAGAUGUAGAAACAAGAUAUAAUCAAGCUUUGAAAUGAAUUAUGCAUUAAAAAAAAUAUAUUUUUUAUAAUAA
Molecule: messenger RNA, 752 nt
Organism: Paramecium sonneborni
Lineage: Eukaryota; Ciliophora; Oligohymenophorea; Peniculida; Parameciidae
Source: the annotation of a GenBank genome assembly